Molecule: messenger RNA, 2356 nt
Organism: Lonchura striata (white-rumped munia)
Lineage: Eukaryota; Metazoa; Chordata; Aves; Passeriformes; Estrildidae
Gene: CCDC34
Product: coiled-coil domain containing 34
Source: RefSeq, a predicted model, not a curated record
AUGAGCGGUGGGGCCAGCCUGCUGAGCCCGCCGCCCGCGGAGGGCUCGUCCCCGCCCAGCCCCUCGGGGGGCUCGCCGCCCUCCCUCGCGUCCCGCUGCAGCUCCCCGGGCCGGGAGGAGGAGGCGGAGCAGCGGGCGGCGGGCUCCCGGAGCUCGCCGGGCCACAGGAGGGGUGAACACUCUGAAACAGCAGCGGGGAGAAAAUUGUCACCUUUGAAAGAUAACCUUUCACCAUGGGAAGAGUGGUUUAUUGGCAAAGAGAAGGAGCUGCGUGCCUGCUUACAGGCUAGAGCUGCAGAGGAAAUGAAUAAACAGCUUGAGGAAAUGAAGCAAAAUCAAGAAUGUGAAAGAAGAAGAAGGAUAGCUGAAGAGAAACACAAGGAAUGGGUCCAAAAAAAGAGAGAAGAGGAAAGAAGAGAAAGCAAACGAAAGCUGAGCAAAGAAAUGUCAGAAAAAGCCACAAGAGAACUAGAAAAAAUGCAGUUAAAAGAAAAGGCUGAUGAAAAGUAUAAAGAGUGGCUAGAGAAGAAGAGAGCUGAAGAGGCAGAAAAGAAGAAAAAAGAGAAGGAAAAAGAAAAAGAACGGGAGGCUGAGCUACAGGAGAAGAGAACAAGAUCAGAGAAAGUUUUUAAGGAAUGGCUGCAAAAUGCUAGAAAUAAACCACAACCUCAUUUAAAUGGUUAUGGUUUCCCACAUGGGAGGUCUACAGGGAGUGCUGAUAGAAAUUUGUAUCCAGUUCCAGCAUAUUGUAACCCCAUUCCUUGGAAACCAGUACAUGUGCCUCCCCCAGAAGAAGACAGAGUUCUUGCUAUGAAGAAGCCACAUGCAUCUUUACCAGUGGUGAUUUCUAAGCCCAGGAGUAACCUGUGCAGAAAGAAGUUAUAGUCCAGAAAAAAUGUUCUUAAAAUCUCGACCAAAUUGGACCAUAAAUGUGAAGUUCUGUGUACUUAUAUACCCAGUGCAGAUUGCUUUGUGCCUUUCUUUUUGUCUUUUUUUCAUUUUUGUCAGCAAGUUUUGUAUUUACUGCUGGUUGACCAAUCAGGCUUUUAAUGUUUUUUCUAUAUUGCAUUUUAGUUAAAAAAAAAAUAAAAAAGGAAAAGAUAAAUUGUAAUGGGACUAUACCUCAAUGCCAAUAAAAUGCACAAGAUUGUUUAUUCCUUUCCUCUCUUGUUGUUGAAGGAAUUGUUGUAUAUGUAAUUAUUCUUUUGGGCAACAGUAUUAACUAGGUUAUUUUAAAGAUAAAUUUGAUUUGUAAAAAGUUGUUUUGUUGUGUUUUAAUUUGUAACAAAUUUUAAAACAGUUCUUGGCUUAGUGCAGAAGGAAUUGGCCUGCCUCAGUUCCAGGGUUAUCAUGUCACUGGGAUUACAGAGCUAUAGUGGGAUAGCUUACAUUGCUGGAGUGCUGCAACAAAUGGAUGGAGGCUCUUCAGGGAAGCACAGGCUCUUUGCUGACCCUGAUAUUUACAAACCAGGGAGAGCUGGUCAGGGAUGUGAAGUUUGGGGCCAGUGAUGACAUGCAUGAAUCUGUGGGAUUUAGUAGGAUGCUUCUGAGAAUGCUGAGGAAGUGGCAAAUGUCAUGGUAAGGAUACUCACAAUUAUCUUUGAGAGAUCUGGUGAUAAGAGGAGGUUCCUGAGAGCUAGAAGGAAGUGAAUAUCAACCCGGCCUUCAGGAAGGGUGUGUAUGCAGAACUGCUGGCCAGUAGUCAGCCUCAGCUCAGUCACCUGGACAGGUGAUGGAUGUGGCUGCAUGAGGAGGAGCAUUGGCAACAAAGUGGGGAGUCUGUCCCUUGUACCACAGCGUUGUGAGAACACACUCAAAAGUGCUGUGCCCAUUCCUGGGCGUGCAAGGAAAAGACUGACGCUGAUGUUCUGGAGCAAGCUCAGUGAAGGGCCGCAAAGAUGAUUAAAGGAUUGCAGCAUCUGACAGACAGAAGCUGAGAGAGCUGUGACUGUUCAGCAUGAAGGAGAGAAAGUUCAGUAACGUCUGAGCAAUGUCUGUAAAUACUUGAUGGCUGGAGAGAGAGAUCAGACCCUCCUCAGUAGUGACCAGCAAGAGGAGAAGAGGCAGUGAGUGGAAAUCAAAAUACAGGAAAUUCCACUUAAACAUGAGGCAAAAAUAUUUAAGAGAGAGUCCUUGAAUGCUGGAACAAAUUGCCCAGUGAUGUUAUGGAGUUUCCAUUCUUUGAUAUACUCAAAACUUGACUGGACAAAUCCCUGAGAAAUCUUCUCCAGCUAGCCCUCUUUUGAACAACAGAGUUGGACUAGAUGAUUUCUAGAGAUCCAUUCCAAUCUCAACAAUUCAGUUAUUAAUGUGAAAAGGAAAACUUAGAAAUAAAGAAGACUUAUUUUUCCUGUUG